CAUCUAUUCUGUUGAUUUUGUGAUUUUGGACAUAAAUGAGGAUGUAGAAGUACCUCUAUUUUAGUUAGAUCCUUUUUUGCCACCAAUAAGGCUCCAAUUGAUCUUGAAGGAUGCAUAUGAACAAAUCACCUAUUUUUUUUAACCUUUUUAUAGCGUGUAGCAUUCUUGUGUGCAUGAUGAUUUGGAUUAUUGUGAUAUUGUUGUUGAUUUCGAAUCAACACUCACCAUCACGAGUGAAAGUACUAACAAUUUCCUUGAGUUGUGUCUUGUGCUAGGUAAACAAGCAUUGAAGGAGCCACAACUUUUGGUCGAGCUUGUACCAAUAAUGACAAUACCAAGAUAAAGAGUCUUCAUCGACUACUGCAUGUUGAAUGGUUCCACCAGAAAAGAUCACUUUCCACUUUGAUUCAUUGAUCAGAUGUUUGAGAGACUAGUCGGACAUGACUUCUGCUGCUUCUUGUAUGAGAUGUCUGGCUACUUCUAGAUCCUGGUUUCUCCUAAAUACCAAGCAAAGACCACUUUCACUUGCCCCCUUGGUACAUUCGUCUACCUUAGAAUUCCUUUUGGACCUUGCAACGCUCUGUCCACCUUCCAUAGAUGGUAGAUGGCAAUAUGUGCAAGAUAAUGGGCAAUACCCUGGAAAUAUUCAUGGAUUUGAUGGUGGAAAACUUGUUCUAAGCCACCUUCAUAAACUUCUUAAUUUUCUCGAACUUCUUGGUACUUGUAAUCACAAAGGAAUUGACAAGUUAUUCAAGCCUGGAGAGAUUUUCCAGUUGUUGUUGAAUGAAAUCUUGCCUGCCUUGUGGUUGAUACGCUUAUGGCCGGAAGUUGUGAUCUAUGAAGGGUGGCCGUUGUUGGUAUUCUCCCAUUAGUGCUUCAAAACCGGGAGGUAUUUGAUAUGAACGAUGCCCAUGAAAAGUUAAGAUGUUGGUGCCACCCUGGACUAUAAGUAUUGUUGUAGCGUUUGUUACCUAACCGAACAUUAACAAUGAAAUCAACUUGGUCUUGGGGUGUGGUUUCCUCCAUCAUAGCUUGAAAAUCAUCUAGGGCAUGGCUUAGGAUUUGAAACCAUUCACAAAGAUUCACAUGAGCCUUGGAUUUGCUACUUGAAGGUGCUUCGUUGUUCUUCACCAUCUUGAUCAAAUCAUCUAUCUUCACCUCCAGUGAGGCACGAGACUCAGCUGAGUGUGUGCCCUUUUUCACUUAAAUUCCUUCCUCUUCUAGCGACUCCCUGAUCAUAUCCAAGAGCCACCAUCUCAUUAAACAAUUGUUGCAUUUGAGAAGGAGUCUUGUUAAACAUAUGUCCUUGGCAAAAGGAGUCGAUAAACAUAUGGUCUUCUAGAACGAAUCCAUUGUAGAAGGUACCGACCUUGAAGUGGUCGUUGAAUCCAUGGUGAAGACAUUGUGGGAAUAACCCUAUGUAUCUCUCCCAUGGAUUUUUAAGACUCUCAUCAUCUUCUUGGGUGGAGUGAGUGAUUCUUUACAAAGCUCGAUCGUCUUGGAUGAUGGGAAAUAAUGUGCCAUGAACUUCUCCAUUAAAUCUGUGCGAGAAGUGAUGGAGAGAGGUGCUUGGUUGUUGAGCCACAUAUGUUCUCAUCCACGUAAGGGAAAGGGGGAAAAUCAAUUGGAAUUCAUCUUGUGGUACUCCAUUCACCUUGAUCCCAUCUGUGAGCUCAAAGAAGUGGUUGAUAUGAUCUCUUGGUGCUUCAUGGUUAAGAGCAAAGAUCUGGAUGUUGUUUUGAAUCUUCAAGAUCCCACUUGUCUUGAUCUAAAAAUUGUUAGCUGCAAUGGGGGAUGUCAGAUGCUUGGUCGAAUAUCCUCAACCCCUGGGGUUAAGUAGUACCCCAUUGUCUAUUCCGCCUCACUCACUUGUUGUUGUUCUUCGACCAUUUCUUUAACUUUGACUCCUUCUGGAGGUUUGUGUGUUGCUAACCUCUCUCGAGCACUUUCCCUUGCAAGGAGUUGAAGGGUUUGAUUGAUGUUGUGGUCUAGCGAUUGCAAGUUCUCUGAAUUACUCCAGGUCGUAAACUAUGUGUAGCAACCUCAACAACACAACCGUGGAAAGCAAAGGUAAAAUGAGACAAAAUUAAAAGCUAAAGUAACAACAUUUCUCUUUUCUUAAUAACUUAGCCAUGUUCUCGACAACAAUGCCAAAUAGUUGACUGAUAACACCUAAAUUAGGCGUUAUUUAGCCCCUAUUCCCAAGGCAUUUCCAUGUUAAAUCACGUGUCUUGGCCACAUAUAAAGUUAUUUAUGGCUAUUUUCGCUCCUAUUUGCAAAAUAUCUGUUUUGGCAUAGGCAUUCUUGAUAUGAACGUUUUCAUGGGGGAACCGAACCCAAUUUGUCGUAUUUUAUGCUUUCCCAAGUGUUUGUGAUGAAAUUCCAGGUCUUAUAUGCAUUUGGUAUUGAUCGGGAAUCGAUUGGAGUUCAUUCGAGCACGAUUGGGAAGCAUAGGAGGAAGAAGGGGAGGAGAGGCACUAGUCAGGGUCAUGACCACCAGGCCAUGACUACGUUCGUGGUCUGAGGAUCGCAGUGGUGAACAGUAAUUGCAAACUUCAGCAGGUGACCAAGAAGAAGGCAGAAAGUUUCCCCAGUCGAAUCACGGACAUGGUGCAAUUUGACCGCGAAAAAGAUCGUGGCCGAUACACAAAGAUCACCGACACAAUCUUAUGAAGGAGGCCACGAUCUUGGAGCUUAAAGAUGGAGUCAAAACGCGUCAUUUCAAGAGAUUCAUAGAAGUUCCAGUUGGUCAAGGCCAGGUCACGGCCGUGACCAUCGGGUCACGCUCUCGAUGCCGUGACCACUGUCAGUAGCAUAUAAAUACCCCUCUUACUGCACUUUUCAAAGGAGAGCAGCCAUAGAGUGAGAAAGUUAGGGUUUAGGGUUGUUUAUAGAGAGGGAAACACCUUGUAAGAGUUUCAUUAAAAAUCCAAUCCAUUCAAGGAGCAAGAAGAAGGUGCAAACAAGGAGAAGAAGAUUGAUUCCAUCACUCCCUCUCUUCUAAUUUGUGUUUUCUUUCUCUCUCUAUGACUUGAAUCUCUAAUGGUUGUUUAGGUAAGAUGAACCCUAGUUUUUAGGUUGUGUAUGUGUGGGUUUUGAAUGAAUGUGUUUAUCUAGUUGAUUUUAAUGCUUAUCUAGAUUUUAUUGUGCUUUGUAAGUCGCCCUAAUCUUCUCUACUAGCCUACUUGAGCUUCUACACUAGGUAUGGAGCUUUAGGCUUAUACGGGUAUGUGCCAUAUUGUAGAUUAGGGUUAGAUGAAUGAAUAAGAUCUUGUGGUGGACGAGGCGAUCGUAACCCUGCCAUAAGAAUGCCUUCCUAGAUGGAACUCGGGUUGAAACCUCAGUGUAACACCCUGAAUUUUGGGUUUUGGUUCGACCAUAAUAUGUGAACGGUUGGAUUAACGGUUACGUAUGAAGGGUUGCAACCGUGGAGAAAGAGCAAUAAUAUUUAUUAUUAUUACAUUAACGAGAUUCAUACUAAACGAUCGUAUUACGGGAUCAACGAUUAGGUACGAAAAGUAAGCUCAAGUAAGUUGGACCAACCUAAUUACUUGGGCCAACUUAGGCCUUUAUGGUGGCAGCAGAAUUUUGGGUCUCGUGACGUCUUUGGGUUGACGGAAAGCGAAGCAAAGUUCGAUGAUGACAAGCGUUACAUUGGAGAUGUGGGCAAAGCUAGAUAGGGUAAGAGCAAAAGGGUUUGAUAAACACAAUAACGUGUAUACAUAUAUAAGAGGUGUGUGUCUUAUUCGCCGCCAGCGAUUGGGCAUGAAAGAGAGAGGGAGAGAGAGUGGUGCAGCUUAGAGGCGAUGGCAAUCCUGAAAUAGAUGCGCAUUGGAGAG
This is a messenger RNA of Linum trigynum, 3839 nucleotides long. The record is from the annotation of a GenBank genome assembly. Lineage: Eukaryota; Viridiplantae; Streptophyta; Magnoliopsida; Malpighiales; Linaceae.